This is a messenger RNA of Verticillium dahliae VdLs.17, 321 nucleotides long. RefSeq lists its product as uncharacterized. The transcript has a single exon. The record is from RefSeq and is a predicted model, not a curated record. The coding region runs from base 1 to 321 and encodes 106 amino acids. Lineage: Eukaryota; Fungi; Ascomycota; Sordariomycetes; Glomerellales; Plectosphaerellaceae.
AUGAUGGCGGCCAUUGGGCCGGCGCUGGCGGCGGGGGCGGCGGAGGCGUGGCGGAUGAGGAGCCAGAAGGGGCGCUGGGUGGAGAAGGCGCCGAGGGUCGCGACGGCGGCUGCGGGCGCGGCGGCCAUUGCUGCUUUCAAGAAUGGCGGGGAUGACGGGGGGCGGGAGGAUCGCUGGAGCCGGGACCGGUAUGACGAUCGGUAUGAUGACCGCCGGGGGCGGAAGGAGGAGGAGGAUUCCGGGUUCAGCAAGGGGAGCAUGUUGAAGAGCAUGGUGGGCGGGUUGAUUAUGAACCGGUUCGCGCAUGGCUCGAGGAAGUGA